Messenger RNA from Oncorhynchus gorbuscha (pink salmon), 3444 nucleotides. Its product is annotated as tumor necrosis factor alpha-induced protein 2-like. Lineage: Eukaryota; Metazoa; Chordata; Actinopteri; Salmoniformes; Salmonidae. Gene Ontology annotation, cellular component: exocyst. Gene Ontology annotation, molecular function: SNARE binding. The coding region runs from base 1438 to 3420 and encodes 660 amino acids. Gene Ontology annotation, biological process: exocytosis; exocyst localization. The transcript has 13 exons. The record is from RefSeq and is a predicted model, not a curated record.
UACCAAAUUAUAGAUAAAAGAACAUAGACAACCCACCCAACUCACCAUACUAAAUCAAAGAUAUAAUAACAGAACUAAGGUCAGAACGUGACACCAUGGCCUAAAUACUCACCAGACAUGUUACACAUUGAGCCAGUUUGGGAUGUUCUGGAAUGAUGUGUACGACAGCGUGUUCCAGUUCCUGCCAAUAUCCAGCAAUUUCGCCCAGACAUUUUAGAGGAGUGGGAUAACAUUCAACAGCUUGUCGUGCUGUGUGAGGCAAAUGGUCACACCAGAUACUGACUGGUUUUCUAAUCCAAUACAUUUUUUAAGGUAUCUUUGACUAACAGAUGCUUAUCUGUAUUCAGUCAUGUGAAAUCCAGGUAUCUAACUUUUACAAUAUUGAUUGAUUGAACUGGGACUUUUUAUGCCUGUUUCUUGAAUUUUGAAUAAACUUGCUUUAUUGUUCUGAAACCCUAUGUCAUCAAAUAGUCUUACAAGUGCAUGUUGUUUUACUCUAGGUUUCUGAGAUUGACUUGAUUGAAUGAGGAUUUUUAACAUUGGAUAAUUUGUCCAUUGUGACCCCGAGUUGCUGGAAUAAAAGAACCUGAGAUCGAACUAUAGGUACUGAGUGCAUUGGUCACAUCAUAAGAGGGGUGAUUCUGGGCUUAGUCAAUCCACGAAAUAGUGGCCUCUCAUAGUGGGCUACGGUGGAAGCUCUGGCCUGGACGAUCCUGGUGGAACGAGAGCGAGGCAGCAUAGGCACUAGGCACUGAGGAUAGCCCACUUUACCAUAUGGCCCUUACUGUUGAGUUUGAGGAACAGUCCCUAGCUGUAAACUAGCUCAGUGGUAGAGCAGAGUGGCAUCAAUCAGAUCUGGGGGAUGAAUGACAAGGGAUAACUGACUGCUAUUGGGUAGGCAGGGUCAAGUUGAGUUGUUCAUUUUGCAGAGGUGGUAUUUUAGCUUUGCCACUCCAACAGCACCCUGGUGAGAGCACUGGGAAUGGACAAGCAAAAUAUUUUGCACCCCUGUCUUUUACUGCUUAUCUCAGGGCGGCAUCAGCGCUCACCUAAAACCCCCAUAUGCCACUGGUUGAGAGAAAUUGUCAUUGUUUUGGGGCAGAAUUGUGUGAGGUUUUAUGUUUUGUUGUUGGAGGUGCGUCUUAUUCAGUUUACCUCAGACAAUGUCUCCGCCUAAUCCUGCCUAAUGAGCGGGUCGGCCGUGGUCUUGUGCAACCAUACCAAACAUAACAUAUCAUAAUGAUGUGAGUAUCCUGGAUUUAAGUGUACUAUGUUACGUCUAGUCUAUGAGACCAGGCUGCCACGCGAGCCCACCCUGUCCUGUUGCAGCCUAUAAAUGGAAGUGUUUUUACGAUAUGCAGACGUGAUCUGUACUGUCAUGAGAGUAGAUCGAUUCCUUUCAGUUCACACAUAUUUUUCUAUCUGGCUUCAGCAGCAAUGAGGACCCUGCGGACCAGCAACACCCCAGGAAUAGGAUCCACUAAACCAGAAUCUCCAGUGGAACACAGUGGAAAGACAACAUCAGCUGGAAGAAAGUUUAAACAUUUUACACUGCCCCCUAUCCUUAGACGAAAUUCCAAGAGCAACAGCCACGUCUCCUUUCCAGAUGUACCCAACACAUCCAGUCUUAUAGCUGCCCCCCAGAAGGAGUUGCUGACUUUUGAGCAGAACCUUGAGAGAAAUCGCCUCUCUGCUGCUGGCCAACAGCUGAUAGACAGAGAGGAGCAUCUAUAUGGACGGAUCUCAGAAGUAGUUCAGCCGACCACAGAGAGGGAGAAGGAGAAAGAGCAGCUCGCCAGAGAUCGCAAAGGCCUCCUCAGCCACAUAGACCUGGCUGUGAAGAGUUCUCUCAGUCCGGACAAAGACCGUCUGGAAGCUCUGAAGUCUGCAGUGAAGGCUAUCCUACAGGAGGAGGAGCAGGAUAGGCGAUGGCUGAAGCAGGAGAGUAAACAGCCUUUCUGGAGGCCCAGUGAGUGUAGACGUCACCACGACACUGUCAUCCAGAGCCUGGUGGAGCAGUGUAUGGUCAAUGCCGAAUUGCCCCCCGAAGAGAGCAACAAGCUACGCUCCUCCCUGCAGAGGGACAUCUGUGGGAAGGGCAGACGCCUGCAGGAGGACCUGCUGAGGGUGGUGAAGGAUGUGAAGGGCUGUUAUCCAGAGGACAUGGAUAUCUGCAACCUGUAUGGAAGAAUUUACCACCAAGCCUUCAGCGCAGGGAUGAGAAAGAUUGCAGAGUAUGGGCUGGGCAUGGAUGACUGCUCUUACCUCCUGCAUUGGGUGAAUGUUGCCUACCCAGAGAUUCUACAAAAUCUGGAACUGACCAAGGCGAUAAACCCUGAAGCGUUGGGAAAGCUGUUGACUGAAGAGUUAACAACACACCUGGAGAAUCAAUAUCUUACUCACCAAGAGACAGAGGUGCAGACAUUGAUCAACAAAGUGCUGAAUGUAGAGGAGCAAGCCUGGAGGGAGGGAUCUGUGCCAGAGCUCAGAGACAACUGUUACUUUAGCCCCUUGGCCAUCGAUGUCAUUCAGUUUGUUCAUGCUGCAUUCGAAUCAGUAGAGACAGUUUUGGGAGACACGUCCAAAGUCCAGAUGAUUGCGUGCCUGUUGAAGGACUUCUUGAAUAGCUACAAGAAAUUCCAGGAGAAAGUUCUCAAGGGAAGCAACAAUAGAAACAGCGGAACUGUGAUAAUGGCCAAUCUGUCCUGUGUUGAACAAUUUAGGGACUAUAUUGUGAAGAAAGCAGAUCUCUUCCCAGUGGAUAUAAAGGAAUGCUGUUUGUCCAUAGUAGCUGAUAUGAAAAAUUGUGGCUACAGAUAUUUAACAAGCCCCAUACACAAAGACCUCAAGUCUCAGUACAGAAGUCUGGGAACGCCCAUAUGGUUGGAGAAGAAACAUGUGUUUGAGAAGCUGUUGGAAGGAAUUAACAAACACACCCAGGAUGUUAUGGGCUUGACUGUCUCCUGCCAUCAGGAGCUGCUGAGCCAGCUGCACUUGGAGGUGACAGUGGAGUACGUGAGGAGGCUACUGAAGAGGAAGAUCAAGCUGAGAGACAAAGAGAUGCAGGAGCAGGCUGCCAGGUCGGUGUGGGAGGAUGGCCAGAGACUAAACCAACUUUUCACUGAAGCGGGUUCCAGGGAGGAGUGGCUGAGUGACAUUCUGGCCAGGAUUGCUGAAGUGCUGAAACUCCAAGACAUUUCCUCCAUACAGCUGGAAAUAGUAACUCUGGGGCAAGCUUACCCUGAUCUCAGUGACGUCCAGGUGACCACCCUGCUUAGCCUCAAGUCCAACCUUUCUGCCUCAGCUGUGAAGAGGAUAAAGAAGACCCUCCUGGACAUCCAAGACACCACCAGCUCCCAGGAUGGCCCAUCCUUUUUCUCCAAGAGCCCUAGGACCAUGCCUCAGGACUACCUGACCUGAUGACUCCUUGCUGUCCCCGGUCCA